Molecule: messenger RNA, 1758 nt
Organism: Pneumocystis carinii B80
Lineage: Eukaryota; Fungi; Ascomycota; Pneumocystomycetes; Pneumocystales; Pneumocystaceae
Exons: 1
Coding region: 9-1712 (567 amino acids)
Source: RefSeq, a predicted model, not a curated record
AUUUAUUAAUGCCUUAUCUAUUUAGCGAUAACGCUUAUCUUAAAAUGAGCAUGAAUAAAUGGGAAAGUGAUUUUUUAUUAACAAUUAAAGCUCAAAGAAUGAUAUUUAAAUAUUAUUCAUUAUCUAUACUUAGUGUAUCAUGUCUUUUCAUACCAUUUACUAUAAUUUUUUCACAAAAAUUUAAAUUUCUAAGUUAUUUUUAUCUUUUGAUAAAAAAGUGGGGAAAUAUCUUAGAAGCAUACUCAGAUUUAUCAAAUAAUAGUUUAAAAGAAGGAUCUAAUAUAUACUAUUAUUUAAAAAUGGGACCUUUUUCUAAUUAUCUUGAUAUAAUUCAAAAAACUUUUAAAACAGAAUCUAAAUUAUGUAUGAUUGAACAGAAAACUAAAAAUCAGAAAACAAAGAUUCUUACAAGGAAUACAGAUUUUCAAUACUUAGAAAGUAACAAUUUCUUGUCUAGAUAUUUUUCUUGUUUUAUUAAAAAAGGUCAUCUUAUACAACACUCAAAUAUCAAGGAAUCAAAUCUAUAUCCUUUUUAUCAAACUAAUUCUUUAAUUCACAAACUUUUCGAAUCAUAUGCUUUUAAAAGAGAUGAAUUAAUUCCUAGAAUAAGAUUUGAUAGCAUUUUAAAAUUAAAAAUACAUGAUACUUUUAAAAAUUCAAGGCAAAUUGAUUUAUUCAACAAGGAAAUAGGGGAACUUAAUAAAAUUCAAGGCUUUUCUCAAGACAGGAAAAAAGAUUCUCAAGAAGAUUGUUCUAAAAUUGAAUUUUUUUCCAAAAAUAAUCAAAAAAGAUUCAUAGAAACAUUAGAAUCAAUUUUAACAGAUCAAUUAGCUUCUAAAUUUUUCUAUAAAAAGAUCAAUUCCAGUAUUUCAGAUUCUAAAUCAGAUGUUUUUAGGUUUCAAUUUAUAUCUUAUUUAUCUGAGGAUUUGAUCUAUAUAUCACCUAUAAUCCUUGAAUAUGAUUCUAUUCAAGAACUUGAUACUGGUUCUGAUUAUAAACAAAAAUUAUAUAUAUCAUUAUGUUCAGAAAAGAAGAAUAACUAUUGGCCUUUGUCUGAUAUUCAAAAUUGUUUUUUGAAAAAUACAACACGUUUAUUAUGUGAUUCUUCAUCUCAUACUAAAAAAACAUCUUUUAAGGGCAAAACAUUUGAAAAACAUAACACAUUAAAGGAAAACAUGUCGCCUAAUUCUAUACAGAAUAAUAUAGAAUCUUCAAAAAGAAAAAAUUACAAAAAAAUAUCUGAUAUUUCAAAUUCACACCAAAAUUAUCCAAUUCAUUUUAUUCACUUAAAUCAUGAAAUAGAUACAUUCUUUUCAGACAAAUAUCAUGAUCAUAAUCAUAAUCAUGAUCUUUUAAUACACAAAAAUAUUUCUUCAGAAACUGACAAACUUUCUGGUUCAAAAUUAAACUUAAUAAAAUCAAAUAACACUGAUUUAUCUUCAAAUCAAAUAAAAUAUCCUACAUACAACACUAUUCAUACAGAUAAUAACACUAAUUAUUCAAAAAUAACAAUUUCAUUAAAUUCACCUAUACCUUCACCAAUUUCAAAAUAUAAAAACUUCAAAAAUAGGAAAUCAUCUACACUAAAAAUAAAUGAUAUUUACAGCGACUCUUUAUGUUUAUUAAAGGAAGUAUACUAUGAUAAUAGGCGUCGUGGAAUUCCACCUACUCCUCCACCUACACGAAAAAGAUGGGAACUUGUUAACAAUUAAUUCAUUAGAUUUUAUAUAACUGGUUUUUCUACUAAUAUUUACUUAA